UUAAAAUUGGAGUUUAGGAUGAUGUGAAACACACUUCUGUGUGUGUGUGUGUGUGUGUCUCUGACCUGCGGUGCGUUUGAGUCCCUCUGGGAUCCUGUUGACCGUCAGGAUGUAUCCGUCCUCCGUCACCACCUGGUGUUCCUCUGCAGGGUAACCCCACCUCCUGAUGAUCUCUGACUGCACACACACACACACACACACACACACACACACACACACACACACACACACACACACAGCAUUAACAUCUCAGGUGUGUACUGUGUGUGUAUUUGUUUGUGUGUUUUGUGUACUCACGAUGUUCAUGUGGACUUCAGGGUCCAGCUGCGGAGGUCGUUUAUUGAAGCGUCGCUCUGAGAAUCUCUGAUUGGACCAGCUGCUGUCUGCUGGACCGGAGCGGACCAGUCCGGACAGCAACAACACACACGCACACACACACAGCAUCAUCAGUCUGACACACACACACACACACACACACACACACACACACACACAGAGAUGUCAACAUUAAAGAUAACUCUGAUUUCCUCCUCUCUGUCCGAGUCCUUAAACACACCUUCACCUCAGCAGGUCACAUGACCCGCUCCUGUGUUUGUGGACUUUGAUCAGCUGAUAUCUCUCAAACAUUCAGGCUGAGGUCAAAGGUCAGAACCAUCGCCUUUUUCUCUUUAUUUAAACGGAUCAACCUCCGGGUCAGAACCGGAUCCUGGACUCUGGACCAGGUCAGAACACUGAGACCAGGUUGAGUCCGAUGUUCUGGUUCUGAUCCUUUAAAAACGGAUCUGAACUUUAAUCCUGUUGUACACAGUCUGGUCUCCAUGGUGACGACUGAAACAGCGGAUCAGAACCACUCCCUCCAGUCCCCCUGAAGCCAGAACUAAGACCGUGAAAAACUCAGCUGAUCCUCUUAGGACCAGGAACCAAACUGAGACUGAUCCGGAUCAGGAGAGGAGCCCUGCAGGACUCAGCUGAUCCGGUCCAGACUAACAGAACAAAGUUCUUCUUUCUUCUCGGGUUUUAUAACUUUGAGGGCGGCGUGCUGACUCAGCGGGUUUCUGUCACCGACUCCGAGGUGCUGAGUCAGCGCUGGGUUCAGCAGAGACCCCCUGAAGUGGACCUGGACCUGGUUUAGUCUGUGAUGAGUCCAGAGUCCAGAGAUGUUGGACCUCAGUGUUCAGACAGUGACAGAGGUUACUUCAGGUCAUCGCCCUCUAUCAGCUGUUCUGACCCGGAUCAGGGUCUACAGACUGAACCCGGUUUAUCAGAGUCUGGGACAAACACCGAGACCCGGUCUGAGGUCAGACUCGGAGAGGUUCCUGUCCUCAAACAUCCGCUGACAUCUAAACGGUCCUGAUUCUGAUCCGGUCCUGAUUCUGAUCCGGUCCGUCUUUGAGAUGAACGGAUGAAUUCACUCUGAGGACGUCAUGAGGACUCUGAGAGACUCUGUGUCCUCUGAGACGAUGAGACGUUCUCUGACGUCUCUGUGGACAAAAUCAGAUUUUCUGACUGACCUUCAAACUCUGAGAUCGUCUCAAAGACUCGUCUGUUCUCUGUUUACUGACUGAUUUUACCGCCUGGAUUUUAAAGCGUCUCUAAACUCGUCAUCAUUACGUUCAGUUUAAUCCACUUCAUUUAUGACCUUUUAAAAAUAUUCAAUCUGUGCUGCAAAAUAAAAUCGACCAACGAAGAGUGAAAAAAAAACAGGAAGGACUUUUUUAAAAUCAGUAAAAAUGAUUUAAUCUGAGAGAAAAUCCUCAGAUGAUAAAAACUGGACUAAAUAACACAGUUUAAAGUGAUUGUCGACUUUUACUCAAAGAUCUAAAACUGUGGGUUUAAAAUAAUAAAGUAAGAGAGGGUCCGGAUCUCUGAGAGGGUCCGGAUCUCUGAGAGGGUCUGGAUCUCUGAGAGGGUCUCCUCUGGAGACUAAGAUGAAGAUUAAUUCAGUUUUAUUUUGAUUUAAAAACUCGAGACCGUCCAGAAUGACUGUCUUUAAAACAGUCCAGCAGACACUUUACAGAGUUACCAUCAUCAUCAUCAUCAUCUCCUCCUCUUCAGAUUUUUCUGUUUGUUUAUUAAACUUCAUGUUUUUCUCUCUUUACUGCCUGUUUCUAACCUGCUGAUUCCUGCCUGUUCUUCACUCUCAGAUGUUUGAUUUGAUUUGAUUUCCUUCAGAUUAAAACUUGAUUUUCUUCUUUGUUUUUCUUCAGAGGACAGGAUGUUCAGUCUGAGGGUCUCGAACCUUCUUCUCCUCCUGAUCCUCCUCUUACCUGUCUCUGUUCUCAGGAGUCAAACUCUCCUUUCCGCCUGUUUUUCUGCCCGUUUCUCAGCAUUAAAGACUCUGUUUGUUCAGCUCUAAAGUUCUGAGUUUUCCUCCGGACUCGUGAAUGUUUUCGUUUUUUUUCCGGUCGGAGUUUAAAGAAUUAAAGUUUAAAAGAUUCUGAUUCAAAGUUUAAAAACUGCGCCGGUUCAAUAAUCCGGUAAUAACCGGUUAAUAAAGUCUAAAUGUUUCUUACCUGCAGAUCUGUGGAUGUGGGGGGGCUCCGCUCUGAUCAGCUGACUUUUUAUCCACCGAAGGAAGGGCGGAAGUGACGUGGAGGGAGGUCCUCUCUGUGGUUGGUCGGUCAAAGUCCAAUAAAUUAACUUUUCAUAACCGAUUUUUCUCUAUAAAUAAAAACAGGAAGAGGCAGAGAGAAACAACCACAACAACAACAACAACAAAAAAAACAGUUUAAACAAAAAACAAAACAAAAACCAUGACAGUAAAAGUCUGAACAAACUAAUCAGCUCCUUAAGAGAUCUAUAAAAAUAAUUAUUAAUAAUAAAUAAUUAAAUGAAAACAAUUUUUGGUGUUUUUUUUUCUGCUGAUGUAGAAAAUAAAACUACAGUCAGGUCACGAGUGUUAAAAAAUUCGGAGGAAACUGAUUUUAAAGGAAAGAUGUCGAGAAAACAGCUGAUAAUUAAUUUAUACAGUCAGGUGAAAUCAAAGGAAAAUCGUGUUUAUUUCAUUUUAAAUAUUUCCUUUUUAAAAUAAAUAUUUAUGUCGUAAAAUCUGUUUUUUUUUCUGCUUAGUUUGACACGAUCUGACUUUUAUUCUGAAAAUCUUGGCCGGAUGUUCCGUCCUUAUUCCGCUCACUGUGACUCCGGGAUAGUUUUGAUUGGCCCUCCGUUAUCUCUCUAUUUUGUAACAUUAGAGGCGUGUUUAACUUCUGCUGGUCCGGAAUCAAAGAAAUGUCAAACCAGGAACGUUAGACCCGGUUUCUGUCCACUUUAACUCGUUAGUUCGGCCGUCACUCGGAACCGAACAUGUCCCGGGUUCUGAUCGUGGGAGCUGGUCUAACAGGCAGCCUGUGCGCAUGUCUGCUGAGGAGAGAGCUGCAGAAUAAAGUCCAGAUUGUAGUUUGGGACAAAGCGAGGGGAGCGGGUGAGUCCGACAGAACCUCAUUCAGAAAACUGCUGAUUAAAUCUUCCUGAGCUCUCACGGUUCCGAGUCUCAUCGCAGAUCACAAUUUCGGGGAGUUUCGGUAUCAGGAGAAGUUUCUGCUGAAUUCGUCCUGAAGUUUUCUACAUUUAAACCAAAUAAACAGAAACUUAACAGGUCCACUAUAACUGUCCUCAGUCUUCUGAGGACGUAGUUUAGAUCAGGUGAGAGUCAGAACUUAAUAUAGAAAUCAGCAGAUUUUCGGUGUCUGAGCCUCAGCCUCACAGGAAAACACUCCAGAACAUGAUUUAGUAGAUUUACAUUUCCCUCUUUUAAUAUCGUCUUUAAAAUAAUCCAUAACCUCUUUUUUUUCUUCAGAGAGAUGAAGUGAGGAGUCAGCAGUGUUUACACCAAACCUCCUUCAGAAAAUGAUCAAUUUAAAGGGCGACCGCUUACUUCUCUAGUUAUACCAACUUUAGUAACGACCGCAGGAUAGCAAUACACAGCGGUCUGAGGAGCCAUAAACAAACCCCAACCAAAACACCACUCUAUAGCCACAAAUAAUGCUCAGAACAGCACCUAACUUCAUCAACAGGACAUAUAGGGUCACAGACAUAGUACUAGACACCAAACAUCUUUUUAACUUUGACUGAUUUCUUCAGCAAAGAGACUAAACACAACUCACCUACUCUCUUCCAGCAGACACUUGUUUGUAGUGAGACCUCAGGCCAGUCCAUUACAGACUACAGCGGGGUGACGCAGCUCAAGGAAGAACAUUUAUGAUGAUUUCUUCAUGGAAAUACAAUCAGACCGAGACGCUAAGACAGAAGAACUACCGCGUCUGUAAAAUGAUCAAUAUGGUGAUUAUUACUUCAAGGAAAUGAUAAAGAAAUGAUCAUAAAUGUUCUUCCUUGAGCUGAGUCACCCCGCUGUAGUCCAUAAUGGACCCCAAAUUAAUUUUACGCCAGAAUGUCCCUCUAAGUGAGGAGUCAGCAGAGUGUUUACACCAAACCUCAUUCAGAAAAUGAUGAAUUUAAGAAUUCUGCUUCAACAGCCACUCAGACUCUGGUUAAAGAACUCGGCUGAAGAUCUCUCUCUUCUCUCCCUCUGUGCCUUUGUUCUGUCUCUCUCUCUCUCUCUCUCUCUCUCUCUCUCUCUCUCUCAGGAGGCAGGAUGACCACCACUCGCCCCCCUGACUCGUCCUGUAGCUCGGCUGACCUCGGUGCUCAGUACGUCACCGCCACGGCGGCGUACGCUCAGUCUCACCACAGGUACCGCACACACCUGUCUCACCUGUUUACAGAGUCAUAACACAUUAAAGGAACAGUUCACUAAAAUUAUUAAUAAACUUCUUUAAUAACUAUGUGUGUGUGUGUGUGUGUGUGUGUGCGUGCGUGUGUGUGUGGGAGCUUCUACUCUGAGCUGCUGUCCUCUGGCGUCCUGCAGCCUCUGGACUCUCUGAUUGAAGGACUGAGACACAAAGAAGGAAACAAGGACUACAUGACGCCACUGGGCAUGGGCAGUUUGGUCAAACACUUCCUGUCGGAGUCAGGUACACGCCCACCUGUGUGAAAACAUCAAACGCUCUUUUUGUAACGGUGCGGUGGCGGCGAAUCACAGACCCGUCUGUGUUUCAGGGGCUGAUGUGUUCUUUGAGCAUCAUGUGACCGGCCUGUUUCUACGCGGUGCAUCAUGGGAGGUCCAAAGGAAGGCGGGAGACAGCGAGACGUUUGACGCCGUCGUCCUGACGAUGCCCGUCCCUCAGAUUCUGCAGCUGCAGGGAGACAUGGGACAGAGUAAGACGGACAGACAGACACAGAGACAGAGGGACGUCUUAAACCAACCCUCUGUAGACCUUAGUGGACCCAGCAGACCAGGUUCUGGGUUUCAUAGAGGAUCUCAGCAGCUCCACAGUUCAGGGUCUCCUUGGUCCUGUUUUGGGGGUCCUGAUGGCUCAAAUUAUUUAAAUGGGGGACAAGUCAGGACCACAGAUCAGAGAUGGACUGAUAUGAAGAAAAUAUAAGGUGAUAAACUUUUUCCCGUAUCACCCAGCGUGACUCUGUGCUGUCGUCGUCUCUACAGAGCAGCUCAGUUUUCCUCUUCUCACCUGUCGGUUGUUCUUCUCCCUUUUUUAACCAGCAGAGGUUUUUCAGUGUCAGCGUUGAUCCAGAGUCCUCGCUCCGUAGUAAUUCAGCUGUAAUCUGAUUCGCUGAUGUUCGCUGAGAAUCGUCUCUUGGGUUCUCGGUUAGUGUCUUUAGUUCUGACCUCUGAAACGAUGGAGAACAGAAACAGAAAAUCACUGCAGAUUAAAAAAAAAAACGAGGAAAUAAAAUCUGAAACUUUCUCCAGCAGGUAAAAAAACUUCAGAUGAAGAGAUUUUAAACAUUUGAUCGACUUUAACAAAUGAUUUGAGUGAAUUUCUCCUCGUUUUAAAGUGGAAACAGGACUGAAGUACACGCUGUUCUCUGUGUGAUGACACAGUUUGUCCACAGGGGGGCAGCAGCAGCUGUGAGGUUCAGCCCUGUCCCUGAGUCAUUACAAUAAAUAUGAUAUCAUGAUGAAUAUGAAAGAGUGAAUGACUCUGAAAACACGAACACACUCUGAAGUUUCUAUUCUGAUAUUUGAGGAGUUUACUCGCCUGUAGAGGGCGCUCUCUGCGUGUUUCUCAGGGCUUUUACUUUGGCGGGGCAACGCAAUGACUGCUUCCUCCUCCUGCAGUUUAGACCUGUUCACCACACACACACACACACACACAGGAUCAAUACACUCCUCAGAUGGUAAAUCUGUUCCUCACCUCUGAUUGGUCGGUGGUUCACACUCAUAAAAGCUGCAGAACUCUCCAGAUUCUGUGUGUGUGUGUGUGUGUGUGUGUGUGUGGUCAGGCUGCAGACAACGGCCCCCUGCGUAUGUGUGUCUCUCAAGAUGAUGAUGAUGUCAUCUUCAGCUCCUCUGAUUGGCUGACAGAGGACAGCGCCCAUUUCCUCCAUGCCGACAUGCAGUAACACACACACACACACAGAGAAAUGCACACUCACACUGAGGUUAUUAUUAGACACCGUGUGUGUGUGUGUGUGUGUGUGUGUGUGUGUGUCUGCAGUAGGAGGCUGCAGCCUGUUCCUCCAUCAGGAUGUGAAUCAUGAAAAUGUUUCAGAGACGACGUCUGAAUUGAAAAUAUGGUCAAUCUCUCGUCCAAUCAGAUUUGAGGAUUAUAUUUAAACACUUUGAGAUAUGAAGCCCCGCCCACUUCACAUGUGUAACAUACAUACAUGUAUGUAAAUCUGCACAGUCAUACAGAGGGAUCAGUUCAACACGGUCCACUCCUCAGGGUUAACCACGAGAAAUCAGGUUUUAUCGUCUUUACUGGUUAACUCGUGGUAAACCAGUAAACCAGUAAACCAGUAAAGCUUCACUGGUUUACCGGCUGCUUCCCGUCUGUUUCACGGCUGACUCAGCUCUCCUGCAGGUUUACUGCAGCUCCACGUCUCUAAAACUACACCUUCAGCUGCUGCUGUACUACAUCUACUACAGUACAAUACUGUGUACUACUGUAUACUACUGUAUAACUGUAGUCAGGUACACUACUGCAAACUGGUGUACCAAAGUUAUCUGGUAUUCCACUACAGUGUACUAGUUUACUGUUUUAUACUGAUAUACCACUGAGUACUGGUAAACUACUGUACUCUUGUUUACUACAGUGUACUGGAAUACUACUGCACACUACUAUCCAACAGUAUCCUUGUAUACUUCUGAAAACUGUUCUCCUGCCCAGUACUAGUGCACAGUAGUAAACUGGAAUACUACUGCAUACUGGUAUAUCUAUGUGUACUGGUAUACUUUUGAGAACAGGAAGAGACACCAUCAUGUCUCCACCGUGUCUCUGAUGUGUCUUUAUCGUGUCUCAUUGUGUCCCUACCAUGUCCCUAUCAUGUCUCUACCGUGUCUCUAGUGUCUUUCUCGUGUCUUUCUUGUGUCUCUGUCUUUACCGUGUCUUUCUCUCUGUCUCUCUCUAAGUCCUGUCCGUCCAGCAGAGACAGCAGUUGGACGGUGUCGUGUACUCGUCUCGUUUCGCCAUGGCGCUCUUCUUCCCUCCGGGCGUCGUCUUCAGUUUCCCGUGGGCCGCUCACUACGUCACCGGAAACCCCGUCAUCUGUUAUAUUUCCGCAGACUCCCGUAAACGUAACGCAGGUGAGAGGCUCCGCCCACCUGUGAUCUGCUCUCCUCCUGAUUUUUCUCUAAACUGACUGUCGAACUUUGACGUUUGCGCCCGCUCAGAUGAUCCCGGUCACGGUCCGUCUCUCGUCGUCCACACCACGGUCCCGUUCGGUUUAGAGCACCUGGAGGAAGACAAGGAGGACGUCCAGCCAAUCAUCUUACAGGAGCUCCAGAAGCUGCUUCCUGAUCUUCCUCAGCCCGCCAUCAUCAAGUGUCAGAAGUGGAGGUACUCUCAGGUGAGCCGUCGCCGUUCAGAGCGCUGAAAAAUCCCACGGAGAGUGUGACCCUGAACUCCUCCUCUUUUUGACCCCUCCCAUCUCUCUGCAGGUGCUAACCUCGGUGCCGGACUGUCCGGGUCAGAUGACCAUCCAUGAUCGCCCGCUGCUAGUCUGCGCGGGCGACGCCUUCAGCCACACCAACUUUGACGGCUGUGUGGAGUCUGCACUGAGCGUGCUCCGUGUGCUGAAGUCGUGGCGGUCUUAAACUCAGACUGUGGAGGACGAUGAAGAUGGAUUCACCCGUUCACAGUGAUGAAGGGGUUAAAUCCUCAUGUACAUGUUCACUCGUCAUUAUUGUGUUUCUUCUGUGAAUAAAUACGUUUGUCUACAUUAA
Molecule: messenger RNA, 8242 nt
Organism: Xyrichtys novacula (pearly razorfish)
Lineage: Eukaryota; Metazoa; Chordata; Actinopteri; Labriformes; Labridae
Source: the annotation of a GenBank genome assembly